AUAAAAGUUCUCUGCCCAGAAAACAGACGGGAGUCUAGCUAAAGAUCUCCUAACGGAAUAAUUAUCAAUUAUUAACAACUCACAGCUCCAGGAUCUACAUCUAUAAAGUAUGUUGUCUCUGAUACAGCUUGUUGUGUUCUUGAUAACUCUAACUUCUGUAUGCUGCCAUUAUGAAGUCAACCCACUGAGAUCCUUCAAACACGAAAGAGCAACUGUGAAUCUAGAACCAUCCAUUGGGCUUACUUUGUCCCAUCACGCACUAAACAGAAGUGGAGAUUGGCUUACUGUGUAUUGGAGUGGUGUUGACAAGCCGAGCAGCCUCGAUUGGGUUGGCCUGUGGGUACUGCCAGACAAUGCUACUGACAUCAACUCAAAGACACAAGCACCUGUCAAAUAUCAGUAUUGCAAUGUCUCAAACACUCACAUGGAUUGGGGCUUUGGAAAGUUCAAAUUUUACCUUGUAAACAUGCGUGGAGUGAAUCGCUUUGGAUUUUUUAGAGGAGGUUUUGAUAAACCCACUAUGGCUGCUGUCUCUAAACCGAUCAGCUUCAAAAAUCCCAAUGAACCACUACACGGUCAUCUUGCUCUCACCAACGACAUUACUGAGAUGGUCUUAAUGUGGGUGACUAGGGAUGCAACUGCUCCUCAAGUGAAGUGGGGCACUACAAGCAAGCAGUACACAGUCAUGAAGAAUGCGGUGAGCUCCACUUACAAAGCCACUGACAUGUGUGCUUCUCCUGCAAGGGACUAUGGAUGGCUAGAUCCUGGAAUGAUCCAUAAGGUUACACUGGAAAAACUUGAGCCACAAACCAAAUAUUUUUACAUCUUUGGUGAUGCUGCUUAUGGUUGGAGUGAAGAGUACAGUUUUACGUCAGCUCCUGAAACUGGACCAAACGUUAUAACAAGAGUAUUAGCAUUUGGAGACAUGGGUCAUGGUGAGAAAGACGACACUCGACAAGUGCGUAAACUAGAGCAGCCCUCCCUGGACACUACAAGGAACCUGAUCAGUGAGAUGGGAGCCCACGACCUCAUCAUUGAUGUUGGAGACAUAAGCUAUGCUGAUGGUUACGAACCCAUUUGGGAUGAGUACUUUGACCAAGUCAAGACACUGCUGGCUGGGCUGCCUUGUAUGGUCAACCCUGGAAACCAUGAGAGCGACUCUCCCAACUCGGAUGCUUACUGGCAGGAGAAUGAUUCUGGAGGAGAGUGCAAUGUCCCUUAUGUCAACAGAUUUGCCAUGCCAACUCCUGGUCCCCAGCAGCCAUGGUAUGGGUUUGAUUUUGGCUGCAUCCACGUUGUGAUGAUGAGUACUGAGCACAACUUCACCAGCACCUCACCCCAACACACCUAUCUUUUAGAUCAUCUCAAGCGUGUUGACAGAACAAAAACUCCCUGGCUGAUAUUUGCAGGACACAGGCCCAUGUAUAUAGAUAGUUCCAAUGAGACUGAGCCUUCAGGGCAGAUACCAGUAUCAAAGCUACUGAUACAACAUAUUGAACCAUUGCUGGUGACUUACAAGGUGGACAUUGCGUUCUGGGGUCAUCACCACACCUACCAGCGUAUGUGUUCAGUGGUGAAUGGCGUCUGUCAGGAAGGAGGAGGAGCUCCAGUGCACGUUGUCAUGGGAAUGGCAGGCAGAGCUCUUCUUCAUGAUCUCAGACCAACCCCUCCAAGUUUUGUUGAAGUACUAGAUGAGUUGCACUGGGGCUACACUCGGUUUGAAGCCAAUGCAACAACACUGGUGUUCGAGUACAUCCACAAUGACGGAACACUAUUUGACCAUAUUAUUCUUAACAAAAUGAAUUAAUUUGUUUUUGUUAUAGAUUUGCUGCACAGUACAUGUACAUGUAUGGUGCAUGUGUAUUUUUGUACAUGUAUGGUGCAUGUGUAUUUUGUACAUGCAUGUGUAUUUUUGGUGUGUA
This is a messenger RNA of Halichondria panicea, 1922 nucleotides long. RefSeq lists its product as uncharacterized. The record is from RefSeq and is a predicted model, not a curated record. Gene Ontology annotation, molecular function: acid phosphatase activity; metal ion binding. The transcript has 15 exons. Bases 110 to 1807 code for a protein of 565 amino acids. NCBI's taxonomy places the organism in Eukaryota, Metazoa, Porifera, Demospongiae, Suberitida, Halichondriidae.